Molecule: messenger RNA, 1470 nt
Organism: Aspergillus fischeri NRRL 181
Lineage: Eukaryota; Fungi; Ascomycota; Eurotiomycetes; Eurotiales; Aspergillaceae
Product: ankyrin repeat domain-containing protein
Exons: 1
Coding region: 1-1470 (489 amino acids)
Molecular function (GO): protein binding
Source: RefSeq, a predicted model, not a curated record
AUGAUCACACUCUGUGACCUCCCCGAUGACAUCCUGCUAGAGGUCCUCACCCAAAAUAUCCUCUCCGAACGCGACAUCAACGCCUUCUCCCAAACAAAUCACCGACUACACAUCCCUGCAAACCGGUGCCUCUAUCGCCAAAACGCCCUGCACAACAGAAGCAGUGCUCUGAUAUGGGCAUCCGAAACCGGGAAUCUAUCCACAGCUCUAUACGCCCUCGAACACGGCGGCGCAGACAUCAACAUCAAAUCCCUCAAACACUACGGCGGGACACCGCUCAUGCUUGCCUCCGAAAAGGGACAUCGUGUAGUCGCGCAGCUACUUCUCUCUAAAGGCGCAAACCCAAACGCAACUAACAUCUUCCAUGAAACUGCCCUGAGUGUAGCAGCGCAGACCGGCGCGCUCGACACCGUGAACCUCCUCCUGGAUCACCCUAGGACUCUCCCCGACCAGCCCGACACAUCCGGGCAAACAGCAUUCUGGUGGGCCUGCUGUAAUGGCCACCAGGCGGUUGUGGAGAGACUGCUCGCCAGACCGGACGUCGACAUCAACCGCCAACGACAAGACGGCGCAACGCCGCUGAUCUCGGCAACGGGCGCAGGUCACGUUGCUGUAGUGCAAGUGCUGUGCGAAGACGAGAGGAUCGAACUAAACCGCUGCACGGAGGACUCCAGAACAGCUCUGAUGGUAGCGGCACUGCAUGGCAACGAGACGAUCGCAAAAAUGCUUCUGCAUAUGCCGUCAUGCAACGUCGACGCAGAAGACUCCGAGGGCAAACGGGCGCUUCCGUACGCUGUCAGAGGCGACUGCGUGGCGAUCGUGCAGCUAUUGAUCGAGAGAGGUGCAGAUGUGAAUUACCAGGAUCAAUUGGGUCGCACGGCACUUUCCAUCGCGGCGGACCUUGGCCGUGAAAGCAUGACAGCCUUGUUACUUCGACAUGAUGCCGAUCCGACCCUGGCGGAUAGUCGAGGCUGGUUGCCCCUUCACUGGGCUGCGCAGGCUGGUCAUGAGGCCGUUGUCCGGGUACUCCUCGAAGAUGGCCGUACAAACCCGGGGCAUUCGAGCUUGAUCGGCACGGCACCACUUCACUGUGCAUCAUGGGACGGUCACCAUGGUGUACUAAAGCUCCUGUUAGCGAAAGACAAUAUUGAUGUCAACUGCAAAGACAACGCGGGCUGGACACCUCUGAUCUGGGCAACGUUUAACAAAUCCGUGAGUCUUAUGCAACUAUUCUUGGAUGAUUCCCGUACGGACGUCAAUGCACAAGAGCAUGAGGGCAGGACGGCGCUUUUCUUUGCGGCCAAAAUGCGUCAGGGAGCUGUUGUGGAAGCUCUUUUGAGUCAUGCUAUGAUCGAUGCUGCGAUCACGGAUCACACCGGCAAGAAUGCUAUAAUGUAUGCGAAUGAGCUUGGGUAUCUGGAUAUUGCUGCCUUGAUUGAAGCAUCUGCAAAGAAAGGACAGUACCAAUAG